Messenger RNA from Hipposideros armiger (great roundleaf bat), 6012 nucleotides. It is a transcript of the gene SMC1A, whose product is annotated as structural maintenance of chromosomes 1A. The transcript has 25 exons. Gene Ontology annotation, molecular function: protein binding; DNA binding; ATP binding. The record is from RefSeq and is a predicted model, not a curated record. Bases 83 to 3784 code for a protein of 1233 amino acids. Lineage: Eukaryota; Metazoa; Chordata; Mammalia; Chiroptera; Hipposideridae. Gene Ontology annotation, biological process: sister chromatid cohesion. Gene Ontology annotation, cellular component: nucleus; chromosome; meiotic cohesin complex.
CUGCGGUGUUUCCCGCGCAGGCUACCCCAGUUCCUCGGCGCACGGCGCGGCCAUUCGUACCGCUGUCGGCGCCGCUGCCGUCAUGGGUUUCCUGAAACUGAUUGAGAUCGAGAACUUUAAGUCGUACAAGGGUCGACAGAUUAUCGGACCAUUUCAGAGGUUCACCGCCAUCAUUGGACCCAAUGGCUCUGGUAAGUCAAAUCUCAUGGAUGCCAUCAGCUUUGUGUUGGGUGAAAAAACCAGCAACCUGCGUGUAAAGACCCUGAGGGACCUGAUCCAUGGAGCUCCUGUGGGCAAGCCAGCUGCCAAUCGAGCCUUUGUCAGCAUGGUCUACUCUGAGGAGGGCGCUGAGGACCGCACCUUUGCCCGUGUCAUUGUUGGUGGGUCCUCUGAGUACAAGAUCAACAACAGAGUGGUCCAGCUACACGAGUACAGUGAGGAGUUAGAGAAGUUGGGCAUUCUCAUCAAAGCCCGUAACUUCCUUGUCUUCCAGGGUGCUGUGGAAUCUAUUGCCAUGAAGAACCCCAAAGAGAGGACAGCUUUAUUUGAAGAGAUCAGUCGCUCUGGGGAGCUGGCGCAGGAGUAUGACAAGCGAAAGAAGGAAAUGGUGAAGGCUGAAGAGGACACACAGUUUAAUUACCAUCGUAAGAAAAACAUUGCCGCUGAGCGCAAGGAGGCCAAACAGGAGAAAGAAGAGGCUGACCGCUACCAGCGCCUGAAGGACGAGGUGGUACGGGCUCAGGUACAGCUCCAGCUCUUUAAGCUUUACCAUAACGAAGUGGAAAUCGAGAAGCUCAACAAGGAACUGGCCUCUAAGAACAAGGAGAUCGAGAAAGACAAGAAGCGCAUGGACAAGGUAGAGGAUGAGCUGAAGGAGAAGAAGAAGGAGCUGGGCAAAAUGAUGCGGGAGCAGCAGCAGAUUGAGAAGGAGAUCAAGGAAAAGGAUUCAGAGCUGAAUCAGAAGCGGCCUCAGUACAUCAAAGCCAAGGAGAAUACCUCCCACAAAAUCAAGAAGCUGGAAGCAGCCAAGAAGUCCCUACAGAAUGCUCAGAAGCAUUACAAGAAGCGUAAAGGUGACAUGGAUGAGCUGGAAAAGGAAAUGCUUUCAGUGGAGAAAGCCCGGCAGGAGUUUGAGGAACGGAUGGAAGAGGAGAGUCAGAGUCAGGGCAGAGACUUGACCCUGGAGGAGAAUCAGGUGAAGAAGUACCACCGGUUGAAAGAAGAAGCCAGCAAGAGAGCAGCUACCCUGGCCCAGGAGCUGGAGAAAUUCAAUCGAGACCAGAAAGCUGACCAGGACCGAUUGGAUCUGGAAGAGCGGAAGAAAGUAGAGACAGAGGCCAAGAUCAAGCAAAAGCUGCGGGAGAUUGAAGAGAAUCAGAAGCGGAUUGAGAAAUUGGAGGAAUACAUCACGACUAGCAAGCAGUCUCUAGAGGAGCAGAAGAAGCUAGAGGGGGAGCUGACAGAGGAGGUGGAGAUGGCCAAGCGGCGUAUUGAUGAGAUCAAUAAGGAGCUGAACCAGGUGAUGGAGCAGCUGGGGGAUGCCCGCAUUGACCGCCAGGAGAGCAGUCGCCAACAGCGAAAGGCAGAGAUUAUGGAAAGCAUCAAGCGCCUGUACCCGGGCUCUGUGUAUGGCCGCCUUAUUGACCUCUGCCAGCCCACACAAAAGAAGUAUCAAAUUGCUGUAACCAAAGUUUUGGGCAAGAACAUGGAUGCCAUUAUUGUGGACUCAGAGAAGACAGGCCGGGACUGUAUUCAGUAUAUCAAGGAGCAGCGUGGGGAGCCUGAGACCUUCUUGCCUCUGGAUUACCUGGAGGUGAAACCCACAGAUGAGAAACUCCGGGAGCUGAAGGGGGCCAAGCUGGUGAUUGACGUGAUUCGCUAUGAGCCACCUCACAUCAAAAAGGCCCUGCAGUAUGCUUGCGGCAAUGCCCUUGUCUGUGACAACGUGGAGGAUGCCCGCCGCAUUGCCUUUGGAGGCCACCAGCGUCACAAGACAGUGGCACUGGAUGGGACCCUGUUUCAGAAGUCAGGAGUGAUCUCUGGUGGGGCCAGUGACCUGAAGGCCAAGGCGCGGCGCUGGGAUGAGAAAGCGGUAGACAAGUUGAAAGAGAAGAAGGAACGGUUGACAGAGGAGCUGAAAGAGCAGAUGAAGGCAAAGCGGAAAGAGGCAGAGCUACGUCAGGUGCAGUCUCAGGCCCAUGGACUGCAGAUGCGGCUCAAGUACUCCCAGAGUGACCUGGAGCAGACCAAGACACGACAUCUAGCCCUGAAUCUGCAGGAAAAGUCCAAGCUGGAGAGUGAGCUAGCCAACUUUGGGCCUCGCAUCAAUGAUAUCAAGAGGAUAAUCCAGAGCCGAGAGCGGGAAAUGAAAGACUUGAAGGAGAAGAUGAACCAGGUAGAGGAUGAGGUGUUUGAAGAGUUUUGUCGGGAGAUUGGUGUGCGCAACAUCCGGGAGUUUGAGGAAGAGAAGGUGAAGCGGCAGAAUGAAAUCGCCAAGAAGCGUUUGGAGUUUGAGAAUCAGAAGACUCGCUUGGGCAUCCAGUUGGAUUUUGAAAAGAACCAACUGAAGGAGGACCAGGAUAAAGUACACAUGUGGGAACAAACGGUGAAAAAGGAUGAAAAUGAGAUAGAAAAGCUCAAGAAGGAGGAGCAAAGACACAUGAAGAUCAUAGAUGAGACCAUGGCCCAGUUACAAGACCUGAAGAAUCAGCACUUAGCUAAGAAGUCAGAGGUGAAUGACAAGAAUCACGAGAUGGAGGAGAUUCGUAAGAAACUGGGGGGCGCCAACAAGGAAAUGACCCAUUUACAGAAGGAGGUGACAGCCAUUGAGACCAAGCUUGAACAGAAGCGCAGUGACCGCCACAACCUGCUACAGGCCUGCAAGAUGCAGGACAUCAAGUUGCCACUGUCUAAGGGCACCAUGGAUGAUAUUAGUCAGGAAGAGGGUAGCUCCCAGGGGGAGGAUUCAGUGAGUGGUUCGCAGCGAACUUCCAGUAUCUAUGCACGAGAGGCCCUCAUCGAGAUUGACUACGGUGACCUGUGUGAGGAUCUGAAGGAUGCUCAGGCCGAGGAGGAGAUCAAGCAGGAGAUGAACACCCUGCAGCAGAAGCUUAAUGAGCAGCAGAGUGUGCUGCAGCGUAUUGCUGCCCCCAACAUGAAGGCCAUGGAAAAGCUGGAAAGUGUCCGAGACAAGUUCCAGGAGACCUCAGAUGAGUUUGAGGCGGCCCGAAAGCGAGCCAAGAAGGCCAAGCAGGCCUUCGAACAGAUCAAGAAGGAGCGCUUUGACCGCUUCAAUGCUUGUUUUGAAUCUGUGGCCACUAACAUUGAUGAAAUCUACAAGGCCCUGUCCCGCAACAGCAGUGCCCAGGCAUUCCUGGGUCCUGAAAACCCUGAGGAGCCCUACUUGGACGGCAUCAACUACAACUGCGUGGCCCCUGGCAAACGCUUCCGGCCUAUGGACAACUUGUCAGGGGGAGAGAAAACAGUGGCAGCUCUGGCCCUGCUCUUUGCCAUCCACAGCUACAAGCCAGCCCCGUUCUUCGUCCUGGAUGAGAUUGAUGCUGCCCUGGAUAACACCAACAUUGGCAAGGUGGCCAAUUACAUCAAGGAGCAGUCGACUUGCAACUUCCAGGCCAUCGUCAUCUCUCUCAAGGAGGAGUUCUACACCAAGGCUGAGAGCCUCAUUGGAGUCUACCCCGAGCAAGGGGACUGUGUGAUCAGCAAAGUCCUGACCUUCGACCUUACCAAGUACCCAGAUGCCAACCCCAACCCCAAUGAGCAGUAACAGUAGUUCUGCCCUCCUGCACUGUGUGGAUCCCUAAGCUGCCCCUCGCCCAAUCUCUGGAUAUUUGGCUCCCAACCUUCCCCUACCUCCUGUCCCUGUUUGCUGUAGUCAUGGGAUUUAGGCACUGCUAUCAGCAUGAAGAGGAACAGAGGUGGUGUUAGGUCUGGAGCAAAAGCUCCUGAGUUACAGGGAGCAUCCUGACCUCUGGAAGGAGGUGCUGAGCUGAAAUGAACUGAGCUGGACAGGACCAUCUGCCCAUCCCCCGCUUCCCCCUCCCAGCCCCACCCCAUAUCUACCCAUAAUCAUGGGCCUAUGAGGCCUCUUGCAUUUUGCUUGUGUGUGGGUGUGUGUGUAUGUCCGCAUGUGUGCAUGUGCGUGUGUUUGCAAAGUAAUAAAGAUAUUGGAGACCCAUUUUAGAAGGAGCCUAGGCUGAAUUUGACUCCAAGAGCUUAGUAUGACAGCACCCCAGAGCUAGGCAAAGGUUUUCAGGACCUCGUAGGUGUCAGGCAGUCACAUGAAACUGCCCUCAUUCACUCAUUUUGUGUUUUUAUUUAUUCGUGUAUUCAAACACAUACUGAACACCCUUUCUUUGUCAGUCUCUGCUAGGAAUACAGAGCUGAAUCAGACAUGAUCCCUCCUACUAAGGAGAUGCAGUGGGUUUAGAAGCUCUCUUGGUUAGCUGAAUCAUGUGUAUAGGCACUUUGAGGAAGAUGAUCACCUCCAGGCUUCCUGGAGAAGGUCACAUUUGAGCUGGACCUCAAUAAACUGGCAGGAUUUGGUCGGCACUAGGAACAGAGCCUGGGUUCUGGGGACAGGUAUUUGCAGGUUUUAGUCCCAUUUUUUUUUUAAUCACUCACUAAUUAGACCUUUCUGUGCCUCAGUUUCCUCAACUGUAAAAUGGGGCUAGUAAUAUUACCUACCUCAGGAUUUAAUGAUGUCAGGCUCCUCCCUGGAGGCCUUAUCCCUGCUUGGAGACUACUAGGUGCCAACUUCUCAGAAUACAGCCUUCUCAUGCCUGGACCCCUGAGGGCUUCUGAUCCCAGUUAGGGACUAAAGGAGCCUCCAAAUCUGGGAGAUGCUGAAUGCCCUGGUUACUAGGAAAGUUCCAGAGCACCGAUGGGGUUUACCUGGUAAGUGGAGGGUCUAAGGAAACCUGUAGCAUCAAUCAUAUAUGAUAAGCGGGUGCCUGAGCCCCAACAUGAGUUGUGAGGAAGCAGGGGAGUGGUAGCCUGGGUCAUAACAUGGCCAAUUACAUGUGACGUUCCUUUUGGGAACUAACCAUGUAAGCUGCAGGGACUGUGCAAAGGCAGCACAGCCUGCUUCCAUGAGGUCAGCCUUAGCUCAUUCACAUACAUCGUAAGAGCACUACCUGGUCCCAAUCUGUAUACUGCAUUUUUGUUUUUUAAAAGUUAAAUCAGUACACAUUACUCAAGUAAUGCAUGAAUUCAUUCUUUUUAAGAAAUUAGAUUGUUAGAAAUAAAGCUAGCCUCAUUUAACUACCAUUCCCCCCACCCUUAACUGCUUUCUUUUUAUUGUACAUCUAUCUAUACUUUGUUUUAAGACUUACAUACAUGAACUCAUUGGAAAUAUUAUUGUGUUUAAUGCCAAUGGCACAUGAAAUUGUUCUGCAUUUUGCUUUCUUUAAUGUUUUUGAGAUCUAUGCAUGUUGCUGGUAGUCUUGUAAUUGCUGUAUAGAUUGUGUAAUUGCUGUAUAGAUUGCCAUCAUAUGACUCUACCAUAUUUUACUUACUCAUUUCUCUUAUAAUAGUAAGACUAUUCUGCUAUAACAAAAUCCCACAUAGGAGCAUUGCGCGCGCGCGUGUGUGUGUGUGUGUGUGUGUGUGUGUGUGUGUGUAUGAAAGUUUACCUAUGAUUGAUUCCUAGAAGUUGAAAUGCAGUCAUAGACUAUUUAUAUUUUUGUUUUUAAUAGAUGCUUCCAAAUUAACCUCCUGUACUAUUUACUCAAUAUUUUUCUGAGGUUGCCUUAGGUCUAACAUCGUUAUCUACUUCAAUUUCAUCCUAAGUAGUGAUAUCUGUGAAACCACAGGUUUGAUGUGUUAUGUUUUUUGUAAUGAAUAUUAAAAGGCAUAACUAUCAAAACAAACAAAAUUUGUCUGUGUUCAACCAAAGAAGUCCCAUACCACCAGUGUGGGACUGUGCUCUAGUUUGGGAAGUACUGGCAUAUGUGGAAGAGCAUAAUUUGGGAGUCACCUUGGUUCAAAUCCCAG